CACACCCAAUGAAAGGUAUGGACCUUCACGAUGAGAUUUCUUCUCAGUACGCACUCUCACCCCAAGACUCGGGCAGGCUCAAAUCCAUCAUCCAAACCCACCACGCCCUCGGCACGGCAGCAGCGGCCCCGAACAUGUGCACGUCCCUCAUAGCAAGGCGCAUUGGCGCACCGGCCCACGCCGUGUGGCCCUUGGUGCAUGACUUCGCGAGUCGUCAGAGGUACAAGCACUUCAUCAAGAGCUGCCACAUGAGGGAAGGAGACGGCGGGGUCGGGAGCGUGCGUGACGUCGUGGUGAUCUCAGGGUUGCCAGCCUCGACGAGCGUGGAGAGACUGGAGGUUCUCGAAGACGAGAGGGGCGUGCUGAGCUUUAGGGUCAUCGGAGGUGACCAUCGGCUUCACGACUACCGUUCGGUGACCUCGGUGAACGAGGUGACGACGAUUGAAGAAGAGAGGAAGGUCGUGACUUUGGUUUUGGAGUCUUACGUUGUGCAAAUCCCCCAAGGAAACACUUGUGAAGACGCCAAGUUGUUCGCUGACACUAUAGUGAAGUUGAACCUGCAGAAGCUUGAAGAAGUAGUUAUGGCUCCUUUGAAUAAAGAGAAAAUGAAGGAGGACAAGCAUGAUGGUGAUGAAAAGUGCUGAUGAUGACUCUUGAUGAUGAUGAACGUCCGAUUGCGUGAAGAGAUUGCUUGUAAAUGUAAAUGAAGGUGCUGAUUGAUGCUGCUAAUUAUGUAUGUGAAUCGCUGUACGUUACGCGGUAAUUAUGUGUAUUGCGUACCAUUUUGAACUCUCUAGUUGCUAUGCAUUAUAUAGUAAAUUAUGUAAAUCGGGGUGAUGCGUGCCUUCUAGGUUUUUCUUCCUCUUUUUUCUCAUAUUCUUUUGGGGGUAAAUUUGAUUUGGUUGUCUUGUUACUUCUCCUAAAAUGUUC
Syzygium oleosum is the source of this 930-nucleotide messenger RNA. RefSeq names its product abscisic acid receptor PYL2-like. The transcript has a single exon. The coding region runs from base 9 to 644 and encodes 211 amino acids. Gene Ontology annotation, biological process: abscisic acid-activated signaling pathway. Gene Ontology annotation, cellular component: nucleus; cytoplasm. Lineage: Eukaryota; Viridiplantae; Streptophyta; Magnoliopsida; Myrtales; Myrtaceae. Gene Ontology annotation, molecular function: protein phosphatase inhibitor activity; abscisic acid binding; signaling receptor activity. The record is from RefSeq and is a predicted model, not a curated record.